UUGAGGGACAGAAUGAACUGGAGAUAGAACAGGAGAGAGAGAUGGAAGAAAAGCAGGAAGUGAUUAAGGAAGCAGAGGAAGAGUACGGGGAAAGAGAAGAGAGAGGAAAGGAAGUAAGCAUGAAGAAACAUGUAGUAGUUAAUGUUAAAGCAAAAGCACGGGAAGUUUUCAAUAGGCGUAAAGAGAGGAGGUUAGAAGUGUUGAAGGGGGAACGAGAACACAUAGAAAGAGGACAACAAAUCAGGAGGGAGAAGGAGGAAAGACGGCUGGAGAUGGAAAGAAAACAGGAGAGGGCAAGACAACAAGAGGAGCAGGAUAGAAAACGAGAGAUUGAAAUUGCUAGACAGAAAGAAAUGUUGAGACUAAGAGAGGAGGAGAGGCAGAGAGAGGAUGAGAGAGAGGAGGAGAGAAAGAAAGCCAUUAAAUGCCAUUUAUCUUUAAUUAGAGAGAGACAAAAAAUAAUACAGGCAAAAAAAAGAGAGGAGAUGGUGGAAGAGGAAAGAAGGGAGAUCCUUGAGUACAAGAGGGGUGACUUAGAGGAGGAGGAGAAGGAAUAUGACAAGGAGGACAUUCUCCCACCUGAUAAAAGUAUCAGAAGGAGAGCUGUCGGCUGGGUGAAUAAAACAUGGGAGAAGAGGAACCUCAGAAAGAUAGAGAGAACGUAUCAGAGAGAGGCUGAGGAGGGCCAUAAGAUCGUCCACAUAGGUAAGACCUGUUUUCCCUCUACUUAUGACAUCAUCCUCUGUAGUCUCCUCUACACACAUACGUUCCACACCAGUCAUCAUGUUGCAUCAGUUCAUAAGAAACACACACAAAAACGUGUUUUGGGGGGAUCCGGGGGCUACUAGUGGCCAUGGGGCCCUAAGCGAUCACAUAUGCCCUGGCACUAUACAAAGAAUAGGUGCCAUUCUGGACACACGUUCAAUUUAGGACCAUGUCAAUUCGGGAUGGGAAUUAUUGCACUUUAUUGACACAUUCCAUGCCUUGCUCAACUGAAAAGAGUAAAGAAUCAUUGAGAUCCAAUUGUGUUUUCUAUUCUUCAUUCCCUGUGUCCAUUACAUUUAAGUUGAUACCAGAUCCACUAAGUUGAAUGUAAACUCUACUUCUUCUCCCCUCCCAGCCAUCCCUGGACACACAAGGCUAACAUCCACCAUGACCCGGGCAGAGAGAGAGAGGGAGAAGAGGAAGGAGCUGCUGAAGGCUGAGGAGAGAAGGAAGAAGAUGGAGGAUUUCAAUAAGCAGUGGAGAGAGAGGUCCCUGCUUAAAAAACACACUCAUCAAAAACUGAAGGAGGAGAGGGAGAGGAUGAAGGAAAACUACCUGGAUCAGAUGAAUCUGGAGGCUGAUGCUCAAAUCAACACCCGGUGUCUAACCACCCAACACAGCCACGAUUACAACCACGGUCAGGAGUUGCCCGGAUGGGCCACAGGCCAACAAGUAAGCCAAGAGCCCACUGGAUCUGCUGAUGGCCACCAGGAAAGGCCAAGGAGGCAACAGGCAUGGGCAGAGAACCAGGAGGGGAGUUCAGAGAACCAGCAGGAGGGGCCAGAGAACCAUCAGGGGGGGCCAGACAGCCAGCAGCUAGAAGCUCCAGAAGAGGCUGAAACAUCAGAGCCAAUCUCCAACACAAAGACAAAGAAAAAGCCAAGCAUCUGGAAGAAAAUUAGGAUCAGCCUUCCUGAUGUGCUGUCUGCCUAGAGCUGGAACUCGAUGAAGCCACAGUUCCACUGAGGUUACGUUGGUAAUUAAAAGUGUCGCCCAAUAAUUUUUCCUCCUCUUUAAGUCAUCGAGCCACAUUUCCUCCUCAAAACAUUAUAGUCUCCUCAAGCCAGCAAGUAUCCUCUUUAUCAGGCAACAAACCAUCGAAGGUCAGUGAUCCUCCUCCCAAGAACAGAGACUCUCAUCUGUAUCCUAGUUAAAUUCAUCUCUGAUCACCACCUCUACAGUCCUAGAAAAUAUCCCAAAAAUGGAAAUGGUUUCAACAGAAGUCCUCCCCUCAGACCAGUGGCUCCACAGACCAGAGUUUCUCAUCUUUAUUCAAGUUGAAUGCAACUCUGAUCAUUUCCACCACCUCUCCUGUUAAGGGGAGGUGCUGAAAAGGAGGUCUGGGAGGAGGUCUGCAGGUAGCCUGGACCGGACCGGUAGCAGCUAAGUUGCUGGCUCCAUCCCCGGGCAGAGCUGCUCAAGUCAGGCCAGUGAUGUUUGAUGAUGUCAUUUUUGAUAGCAAAGUUUUAUUCUUUAAUAAAAGCAUUUAGUAAAAAAGCAAUAUUGUUGUUACGGUGUGGAUUGUUUUGUUAUUUAUUAGAAUUGAAACAUCCAGUAGUCAUGGUAGAUGUUAGACUUUCAAUGAGAC
This is a messenger RNA of Oncorhynchus keta (chum salmon), 2353 nucleotides long. Its product is annotated as trichohyalin-like. The record is from RefSeq and is a predicted model, not a curated record. The coding region runs from base 1153 to 1698 and encodes 181 amino acids. The transcript is spliced from 2 exons. Lineage: Eukaryota; Metazoa; Chordata; Actinopteri; Salmoniformes; Salmonidae.